CGCACGACAAAAAACGUCGCGUUGCGUCGCGUCGACGGCACAGCCCGGGAACAGGAAACCCAAUGUUCUUCGCAAAGCGCUGGCUCCCAGCGGUUCUGGCCGUCGAUCUCGUGUCCCGUUCGUUGUCCCUGGUGGGCAGGACGGCGGCUCCGGGUUGCAUUCGCGCUUUUCCACAGCCAACACAAACCACACCGCUGGGAGCCUCGGUGCUAGAUCUGUUUCGGGUCCUGGAAGAGGAGGAAGAGGAGGCGUCCAAGAACAAAAAGAACUCUCGAUCGAAAGCCGGUGCCGCUCUGGAAAUGCGAGAGCCCAAGCCAUUUCGAAUGGAGUUUGAGGAGGAAUAUGGCGAGGACGAGGAAGUGUUUGAGAUGACCGACGAGGACAACGAAGAUGAAGACAGCAAUGAGGGCUACCAGGAAAACGAAAACGAAAACGAAAACGACAAUGACAACGAUGGAAAUGACGAGUACGUGGUUUCGGACGCAGAGGCGCUCCUCGCAUGCUGGUCUUUCCUGAAGCGACGGAAGAAGAUCGGACAAUGGAACGAACACGAAGAGCGCAAGGCACAGAAGGCCCUCUCGCGGAAUUACUUUCUAACGGACGAGGAAGUCGGCGAGGAGCUGCUCAGCGAGAUUAUGUUUGACGAGGACGACGACGACGAGGAGGACGACGACCAAACGUCCCGAAGCGACAAAGAAACUGACAACGAUGAGGAUGCGACGGAUUCCGAUGUCUAUGGAGGCGAUGCCUUUGCUUCUAUGGCUACGGUCCAGGAUCUUCUUUCGGCGAGCAACCCGCUAGAUGAGGAUCACGGAGUCGUCGGAGAUAUCGACGACUACGGUGUUUCCACCGACCUAAAGUUCCUUUCCGAUCUCGUUGCGAACAAGGCUAGCACCGAGGGGAGCGGCACCAAAACUAGAGGCGGUCGUGCCAACGACGACAUCGAUUUGUCGCACACGGAAUUCACUUCCUUUCCCACCGAACCCUCGGAGACCCGGCUGCGGAGAGUGGACGCCAUGAAGAAGCGGUGGGAAGACCCGUCCUACCGCGAAAAGUGGUACCAGACGCGCUGGGGCGGAGAUCGCAAGAGAAAGAGGGAAUCCCAGUCCCUCCGGGAGCGAACGGCCAUCCAGAGGGCGAGGGAACUCCCGUCCGGAUUCUUGGGAUCGGACGAGCUGGCGUCCAUGACGGAGGAAGACAUUGCCGACGCCAUUCGAGAUCGGGUCGAGUCGACCCGCAAACGGGUGGCCAACAGAAAGGAAACCAUCGAGGGGCGCAGGGACACGCUGGAGGCACAGAUGAAGGCCCUCCUACGGGCCGCAGCGGAGGAAGCCGAAGCCGGCGUAGGCAACGACGAGUCGGAGCUCCGCGGUCUCUCGCGCGACGCUCUCUUCGACACCGAUCCGAAAGAGCUGGAGGAGGCGAAGCGGAAACGAUCCGAGCGGGCCAAAAAGCUGUACGCGACCCGUCGGAAAAACCAAGAGGCCAGGAAGAACACGGAACGAGCCGAAAAGGAAGAAGCUUCCUCGUUGUCCUCGUUGCCACGGUCCCCCUCUUCGCUGCAGAAAAAAACGAGUCCCCGUGGCAAGGGCCCGUACUACCCACCCAAGCAGCGAACACCCCGGGACGCCUUUCUGAGGAUCGAAAACGACCUGGACCGCGGGGCAGCUCCUUCGGAAGACGACGUUCGUCUCGUUCUGGUGCCCGGGAAAAUGAAGAACCGAAAACCCCUUCUGGGCAGGAUACUAAGGGACGAGUUCGGCCUGAGGGGAAAGUGUGUGCCGCCGAUCGCGAGCGAAGAUUCAGAAGAAGACGACAAUUUCGGCGACCUAGAGUUUGUGCAGCGCUGCACCAUCGAACGACUCGGGGCCUUCAUUCUCUGUUUGCUGAAAAAAGACAAGAAAUCGGGAAAGGACAACGCAAUCGUAACAUAGUAGUAUAGUACGGUAAUAUUUUAGUUAAUAAUUCACUGUAGCUCGU
Messenger RNA from Pseudo-nitzschia multistriata, 1980 nucleotides. The record is from the annotation of a GenBank genome assembly. NCBI's taxonomy places the organism in Eukaryota, Bacillariophyta, Bacillariophyceae, Bacillariales, Bacillariaceae.